This is a messenger RNA of Meira miltonrushii, 213 nucleotides long. RefSeq lists its product as uncharacterized. NCBI's taxonomy places the organism in Eukaryota, Fungi, Basidiomycota, Exobasidiomycetes, Exobasidiales, Brachybasidiaceae. The transcript has 2 exons. Bases 1 to 213 code for a protein of 70 amino acids. The record is from RefSeq and is a predicted model, not a curated record.
AUGGAAGCUACAUUCAACGACAAACAAGUCCCACCAUCCCAAGACGAUCAACGUCGUCUUGAUAACGCCGUUCGUGCCGAAAAGGGAGAAGAACAAGUCGGUGGAGAAGCAGGCCGUCAACAAGUCGGAAGCAAAGAUCCAUCUGAAUUUGACAACACCACCGGCGGACCUGGUUCAAAAGGUAACCAACCCGUUCAAGACCCAACCAUCUAA